GUGAAGUUGGCAGUCAGCUGGGUCAACAUACUUGGUAACCGUCAUAUCGAUCAGUCCAAGUGGUGACACUUCAAGAACACACACUGUCACAAUCACACCAGAAAACACGCUCCCCCCGUAGGCUACCUAGUGGUUAAUUGAGGUGAAGCGCUGACUUCUCUUAGUUAGUCAAGAUUCUCUUUUACUUCUGCGGAUCGAGUCCAACCACGAUUCUUUCGUUCAAAAGCACGAACAGGGUCGACUCACACCUAUUGCCGUUGGCAAAAUAUUUGAUUUGACGGUCGGAUCUUCGAGGAGCAGCUCCUCGACAACUUGCGGCUCUUUACCGUCACCCCCAGCUUAGAGAUAGACUAUUUGUCUAUUUUCGGGGAACUACAAAGCAAAAAAAGUAGAGGAGAUUAUUUGAGUAUGAGCCUAAACUUCGGCCACUAUUUUGGAUGCCAUAGAUAAGCUAAAUAAAGUGUUGAGCCGAGGGGCGUCCUAACCUCGUCAAACCAUAAUACACUUUGUAAACGACAACGAUGUGUAAUUAAACCCUGGUAGGAUACAAAACCAUCCAAUGACAACAGUUAUGCUUUCAAAAUAGUGAUGUAUCGCUGUAAUCUGUAUCACAACUCUGCUUCGCUGCUGGGUCGUCCCCGACCUGAAGGUGUGUGCCCGCUUUCGACUAUAUAGAGCUAGUGGAGCUAGAGGCACAGUCACACCAAACGCAUCCACCAUGAGCCACCCGAAAACCAAGACGGCAAUCCCCUAUGACGUGGAUGAUUCUGCGUCCAGACGGAACAUGGAGGAAGCCCAGGAGAGUAAGGGACGGUUACACUCCCCAGGAAGAAGUCCCUGUCUAUGAGAACAAGUUUGUGAAGUUCUUCAAGAGUAAGCCCGACCUCCCGCCCGGCAUGAGCCCGGCGGACGCGGCGCCAUCCAACAGGCAGCAGGCGGUCCCCGGGUGUGCGGCCAGCGAGCCCACCGGCCUCUCCAAGACGGCCAAGCGCAACAUGAAGCGCAAGGAGAAGCGCAAGCAGCAGCAGCCGGCGGACGAGGACGACGCGGAGCUUGAGUCGGCCAGGAGCGCCGUGGAGGGCGCCUCCCUCUCGGAGCUCCCCGCCAAGGGAGCGGUCGGCACCGGCCCGGCCGCGGACGAACCCUCGGCCGCCAGCGAGAAGGUCAAAAAGAUCAAAAACCUGAGGAAGAAGCUGCGGCAGAUCGAAGAGCUGCAGCAGAAAAUGGACUCUGGGGAAAUCAGUGAGCCGUCGAAGGAUCAGCUGGAGAAGGUGGGGAGGGCCCGGGCCCUGCAGGAGGAGCUGGAGCAGCUGGAGGAGGAGGAGGACUCUUGAAGCGGGGCCAGCGGUGCAGGGCAGAGGGACGGACAAUUGAAAGUACAAACUGUGUAAACUUUGACCUCCAUUGAAAAUAGUUUUUUUUUUUUUUUUUGCUAG
Gadus chalcogrammus (walleye pollock) is the source of this 1436-nucleotide messenger RNA. RefSeq names its product PYM homolog 1, exon junction complex associated factor (gene pym1). Lineage: Eukaryota; Metazoa; Chordata; Actinopteri; Gadiformes; Gadidae. Gene Ontology annotation, molecular function: RNA binding. Gene Ontology annotation, biological process: exon-exon junction complex disassembly. The record is from RefSeq and is a predicted model, not a curated record. The transcript is spliced from 3 exons. Gene Ontology annotation, cellular component: exon-exon junction complex; cytoplasm. The coding region runs from base 753 to 1334 and encodes 193 amino acids.